AUGGCUUCGCAGCAAGACACUCAAUCUCCGCCGCUGGUUCACGACUGCUUGAAACUAUUGAAGUCCGAGACAGACGAGCAGCGCCUCGCCGGCCUCGAACUCCUCACCCAAUUUCGCAAAGCCAACGACCUCUCCUCUCUCCUCACUAUUCACCACGCCCUCGGUCCCCACUUUCUCGAUCAACUCCUCCGCACCGCCACCGCCCGCUGCAACGACGCCGUUUUACUUCUCUCAAUCACAGCCCUCGACGCCUUCUGCCGCGUUCCCCAAAUCGCCGCCGCAAACGACGUCGUCUCCAAGAUUCCACUUGUACUCAAACUUGUCUCAACAUCUCAAGAAUCAGACCCAAUUCUCCAAGAAUGCUAUGAGUUUCUGUAUUUGGUGUCUACAGCUUCCGAUAAGGGAGCCACCACAUUGUUCAAUUCUGGGGGCUUCAUCAAAAUGAUGGCUUCUCAUAUACCAGUUUUACCCGACGGUGUUGCUAUUAAGCUUGUGCAAAAUUUACUAAGAACAGUGGUGUUUCUUGAUAUAUAUGUGGCAGAGCUCUCAGUGAUUGUGGCUACAUUGGCAAGGCAAUUUGCUAUGUUGCACAAUGCUGCGAAAUUCGAUGCUCUGCAUCUACUUUCGGGCAUUCUCUCAUCAACACAUUUGAAUUCAGCCCGGCUUCGGGACUCGCUUCGGCUGCUUUCGGAUAGAAACUGGCCAAAUUACAUGCGUGAUGGUGUUGUGGCUAUUUUGCAAAACCAUGUUGGAGCCAAUGAGAAGCUGGAGGCGCUUGUUUUGGCUGAGGCUAUGGUGUCGAUUUUCGGGGAGGGGUGGUUGAUAGGGGAGAUAGAUAAUGUAGGGGAACUUGAUGGGAAGAAAGAGCCUAUUCCGGCUGACAGGUGCUUACUGCUUGUUUUGGAGCAAUCACGAGUUGAGGUUGUUGUUCUGUUGAAAGCACUUGCCUAUUUGAAAAAUGAAGCAAGUAAGAAUUCGAAAUCUUCACCAACUGGUGAGACAGUUUGUUCAAAGAAAAGGAAUGUGGCUCUGCUGUUUUCCUUGGUUGAAAAGAUAAUUAACUUGAUGUCGAAUGCUGUUGCUAGUGAGAAUGAAGAGGAAGUACUUGUUGAUGAAAAUACUUGUGUGAAGAUGAUUGACGGCCUCAAUGAGACGAUUGGUGUGGUUCUGGAAUAUUUACAGGAUGCAAAGGAACAUGGAGAGAGGAAGGGAAAUGAUCUUCUUGCUUCGGUGCGGAUAAUUGGAAGAUAUGUUGCAGAAACUCCCAUUGCAUGCGAAGACAAGGUUGGAGAGCUUUUAGGGUAUAUGCUUUCGACAGAGGGUGAAGAUGAACCAACAGGACCCUUCUACUCGGUAUGCUAUUUGCUUCCAAUGCUGUGCCAAAUGACAGUAGAGAUUGAAGGAUGUAAAGCUUUGAUUUCUUGUGGAGGUCAUAACACUGUUGUUGACUGCCUUGUAAGAUUGAUUCGUCAACAUAAUCGUUAUAUGGGCGAGGAUAAUGGACGUUGCAUCUAUUUUGCAUGGCACACCAUCUUGAAUCUUCUUUCAAACAAAGAGCUAGUGCCAGUGCCAUUGGAUGACUUAACUGCUGUUAAUCUAUUAAAAGCAUUGGCAUAUUGGACAGAGAGCACUCAUGAUGACCCCUCAAUUGUUAUGAUGGCUUCAAGAAUUUGCGCAUUGCUGUUGGAUUUUACAUCGCAGAAGGCUCUUCUUAAGAAUCCUGACUUCGACAAUAACUCUCUUGGUAGAUUGUUUCGGCUGAUUGCAAGAAGUUUGGCUUGA
Rosa chinensis is the source of this 1782-nucleotide messenger RNA. RefSeq lists its product as uncharacterized. The transcript has a single exon. Bases 1 to 1782 code for a protein of 593 amino acids. NCBI's taxonomy places the organism in Eukaryota, Viridiplantae, Streptophyta, Magnoliopsida, Rosales, Rosaceae. The record is from RefSeq and is a predicted model, not a curated record.